AUCCUAUGUUAAAUGGAAGUUCUACCCUUGAUUGGGCCAUUUCCGAUCAAUAGCCGUAAGGAUUUAUUUUGCAUGAUUGUGAUGUGGUCUCAAACUUGAGCUUAAUUGAAUAUUUGAUUUAUCUAGAUUUGUGGUAGAUUGACCUUAUUUUAUGCUUUGAUUUACUCUAGUAAUCCGUUAAUUAAUUUAUUUUCAUCAUCCUAGUUUAGGCCAUCUGUCCUGCAUCGGUGCUUUACUUUGUUCCAUUGUUGUAUCGAAUAGAAAGCACAUUUUUUCAUUGGACAUUACCUCAAUAAGAUUGCCUUAACUUUUGGAACUUACAAGAUCUCUGUCUCAAAGGAACACUGGCACCUGAGCUCGGCAAACUUAGUCACAUGAAAUAUCUAAAUGCCUCAAUGUUGGUCUCUGUGCAGUAUCUUACACAAUAAUUCUUUCUCUGGGAUCAUUCCCAAGGAGAUCGGAGAACUGAAGGAGCUAGAGGUAUUGGAUGUGGGAAACAAUAAUCUUAGUGGGCCACUUCCAUCUGAGCUCAGCAGUGCUUUGUCCCUUCAAAUCCUGCUCCUCAGCCACAACAGGUUCUUGAAUAGCAUGUCUGCUGAACUUCAUGAGCUCAGUAUGCAUUCCAAGUUUCUCGUUGAUGAGAACAUGCUAUCUGAUGCUGCACGAGAAGCAAUCUGGAACCAAAGAUACAUUGCAAGCAUUUCUCUUUCAUGUUGGCUUCUUCCUACCACUGUUAUAUCCAUCAGGAAUAUCAAGGAAGUUAAAGAUGCUGGCAAUCGGAGAUUGCUGGAGCAUGAGGGUGGAUCUGCUCCGUCCAACGGCAAAAGUGAUAAGAAAAGAAAUCACACUCAUUCAUCACCGUCAUCUUCUCCAUCACCUUCGCUGCCACCGUCCCUUGCUCCAUUGGACACUACUACUACUGACUCUCCACCACCACGUCUUUCGUCGCCAGUGCAUUCACCCGCUGCAAGUCCGUCACCAUUAGGGAGCACAGCUUCUGGAUCACAGAAACAUACGCUUUUGUGGAAGAUGUCUUUAGUUUUAGGGGCUUCCUUUCUUCUUACCGUUUCUAUCAUAGGUGUUCUCUUUUGUCGAAAACAUAAAGUUGUGACCGUCAGACCUUGGGCCACAGGUUUAAGUGGGCAGUUGCAGAAAGCCUUCGUAACAGGUGUACCAAGCCUCAAACGACAGGAGAUUGAAGCUGCUUGUGAAGAUUUCAGUAACAUUAUCGGUUCUUCACCGGAUAGCAAAGUGUACAAAGGGACGCUGUCAAAUGGAGUUGAAAUAGCGGUGACGUCUACUGCUGUGGCGUCUGUCAAGGAUUGGUCGAAAAAUUUAGAAACCCACUUCAGGAAGAAGAUAGACACAUUGUCGAAAGUGAACCACAAGAAUUUUGUGAACCUACUUGGGUAUUGCAAAGAAGAGGAGCCUUUCACAAGGAUGAUGGUUUUCGAGUAUGCCCCAAAUGGAACACUCUUUGAGCAUCUACACAUAAAAGAAGCCGAACACUUGGACUGGGCGACAAGGCUGCGUAUUGCAAUGGGAAUGGCAUAUUGCCUUGACCACAUGCACCAGCUCAAUCCACCCAUUGCCCAUAAGAAUCUACAAUCAAAGACUGUCUAUCUAUCUGAUGACUACGCGGCUAAGAUAUCCGAAUUCACUUUUUGGAAUGAGGUGACCACUGUCAAGAAGCGUUCGAAUGAUACGGAGCUCUCAAACAUGUCGCCAUCAGAACUGGAACACAAUGUUUACAGCUUCGGUGUGGUAUUAUUGGAGAUGAUGUCGGGUAAGCUCCCAUUUUCAGAGAAUGAAGGCCAACUGAUUGACUGGGCAUUGGAUUAUCUGAGUAAGGCACGGCCCAUCAGUGACUUGAUGGACCCCACCCUUAAAGCUUACCAAGAGGAGGAGGCCAGUGCACUGUUAGGUGUGAUACUACCUUGUAUCAAUCCCAAUCCAAAGAAGAGACCGUCGAUGAGGGAGGUGACUGCUCGGUUGAGAGAAAUUACAGGAAUGACGCUGGAUGCAGCGACUCCAAAGCUAUCUCCUCUUUGGUGGGCAGAGCUUGAGAUUCUUUCUACUUCUGAUGCAAGCUAAGUAGUUCUCUUUCUGCUGUUUUAGCUUUAGAAGCAGCUGUGGGUAUUUAGUUUGCAGUAGUGAUACCUGUAUAUAUUAUGCCAUACACAUGCCAAUUCAGCAUGCUCAUGUGAGAUCUGGCUCUUCCAUCAGGGUGGACCCCAAGCCAGAAAAAGAGGCCAGUCCACUCAUCAGAUCUAUGAACAAAAUGGAUGGUUGAGAAAGAGACUUGGUCAAUGGUCCUUGUUCUGCGAUUCAUGAGUAAUGUGCCUGAUUUUCGAGGUCAUGAUAUAUGGUGGUGCCCACCUUAUGAAAGGCCUCGAUGUUGCACGUUUGGCAUGUGUGGGGAGAGUAGGAUUCAAAAUCAUACUCUUAGCCAUAACAGGCGCUGUGUAUACCAUAGAUAAGAGGAGCUUCGUGUAGUGUUUUACGCCCCCUGGGGGGACUUUGUUGAGUGAGGCAUGUGAAUAUGCAAAAUAUGAAUAUACCUUUCUUCUUUUA
Messenger RNA from Magnolia sinica, 2574 nucleotides. Its product is annotated as inactive receptor-like serine/threonine-protein kinase At2g40270. Gene Ontology annotation, molecular function: protein kinase activity; ATP binding; protein binding. The transcript has 8 exons. The coding region runs from base 388 to 2094 and encodes 568 amino acids. The record is from RefSeq and is a predicted model, not a curated record. Lineage: Eukaryota; Viridiplantae; Streptophyta; Magnoliopsida; Magnoliales; Magnoliaceae. Gene Ontology annotation, biological process: protein phosphorylation.